UUAAAACUCUUAAUUUGAAACCCUAAUUCAGGAGAUCGAACGAAAUGAGUAACAUGGAGUGGGAGAUGGUGGAGCUUCACCGAAAUUCCGGCAAUUGGGCAACAAUGGUGGAAGAAAUUGCGAGAUUAGAGAAGAGGAUCUUCCCCAAGCACGAGUCUCUUGCCACUUCAUUCGAAGCAGAGGUUAAAAGGAAGAACAGCGGUUUGCUUUAUACUCACGUUAGAGGCGAAGUCGCCGGAUAUGUGAUGUACUCUUGGCCUUCCUCGCUUUAUGCUUCCAUCACCAAACUUGCAGUGAGAGAGAAGUAUAGGAGACAGGGCCAGGGGGAAGCACUGCUGAAAGCAGCCAUCGACAAGUGCAAAACUAGGAACAUUCACCGUAUAUCUCUUCAUGUAGAUCCCUCAAGAACCGCAGCGAUGAAUCUCUACAAGAAAUUCGGCUUCCAGGUAGAUAAUUUAAUAGAAAGUUAUUAUUCAUUAGAUAGAAAUGCGUAUCGAAUGUACUUGGAUCUCAACAAAGAUAUACAAGCAUGAUCGAUAAUUAACUACAACGUGCAUUUACAAAGUAAAACACAGACUUAGAAACCGGAGCUACUAAAAUGAAUUCAUGUUCUUUUUGUACGUGAUUAAAAUCAUGCUCGGAUAAUGGAACGAUGAAAUAGUUUUCUUUAUUAGGCCUCUUUCAGCACUUUUUAUGGAAUUUUGCUACUGCAUUCGGGUAUAUGUUGUUAAAAAUGUUGAUUUAGUUAAACUAUGUCGAGCUGAACUUUUAGCUAGAAUUCUGAUAUGUUAAAUUUACAUACUGAAUGUUAAACCGGUGAUCAAUUGUAAUAUCGAUUUUGAAUCAUCUGA
Molecule: messenger RNA, 851 nt
Organism: Andrographis paniculata
Lineage: Eukaryota; Viridiplantae; Streptophyta; Magnoliopsida; Lamiales; Acanthaceae
Exons: 2
Coding region: 45-533 (162 amino acids)
Molecular function (GO): acyltransferase activity, transferring groups other than amino-acyl groups
Source: RefSeq, a predicted model, not a curated record